UGUGAGAGGAUAUUUUUGUUGUUUGUCUUUCAGACGUCAAAUUAAGUUAUCAGCAAAGAAGUAUUUUUGUGUUUUAUAUUCAAAUUUGCUUAAAUAAUUUGUGAAAAUGGGUGAAAAAGCAUCAGACCAAAGUAUUAUGGAUAAAUCCAUGAGAUCAGUUUUCGUCGGUAACAUACCAUACGAAGCGACUGAGGAGAAGCUAAAGGAAAUAUUUAGUGAAGUGGGUCCUGUUUUGUCGCUUAAGCUUGUGUUUGAUCGUGAAAGCGGUAAACCGAAAGGAUUUGGAUUUUGUGAGUAUAAGGAUCAAGAGACUGCGUUGAGUGCUAUGCGUAAUCUUAAUGGUUACGAAAUUGGUGGACGUACACUGCGUGUAGAUAAUGCAUGUACAGAAAAGUCCCGUAUGGAGAUGCAGCAAUUGUUGCAAGGUCCACAAGUUGAAAAUCCGUAUGGCGAACAUUGUAAUCCUGAUGAAGCACCCGAAAUUAUCACAAAAACAGUUGCAUCUUUACCGCCAGAACAAAUGUAUGAGUUGAUGAAACAAAUGAAGCUCUGUAUAGAAAAUAAUCCAUCAGAGGCGCGUCAAAUGUUAAUGAUAAAUCCACAAUUGGCUUAUGCCUUAUUACAAGCUAUGGUUGUUAUGCGUAUAGUCGAUCCACAAUCUGCAUUGGGUAUGCUAUUUAAAGCUAACCAAAUGCCACCUGUACUUGGUGGGAAUGUAAUGUCUAGUGCGCAACAAAAUGUACCAAUAGGUAAUCCAAUACAACCGCCACCACCGCAACAACAGCAACAACAACAACAGCAGCAGCAACAACAACAACAACCUUUGAAUGGUCCACCUAUGCCUGUACCACGUCCAGAAUUCAACCCAAUGACAAGUGGUGAUAUUGAUUUGCGUGCUAUGUCUGCUGCUGCACAAAAUACUAAUAUAGACCCACGACAAAUGGAUCCUCGCAUGGGACGUAAUAUAGAUCAAGAUAUGCGCUCACUGCCAAAUCCUGUGCCACCACCGCAUAUUGAUCCUCGUUCGCGGCAAAUGCCACCACAACAAAUCAAUCCAUCAGCAAUUUUUGGGAACGAACAACGGCGACCUAUCGAUCCACGUUUACGUGGUGUCGGUCCAGCUGGAGGCAUGCCGCCAGCACAGCAACAACAGCAAACGCAACAACUACAAAAUCGUUUAGUUGUGAAUUACGGCUUGCCCAAUGAUGCUUCGGACCAAGAAAAGGCCGCGCUUAUUAUGCAAGUUUUGCAAUUAUCAGAUGAUCAGAUCUCGCAACUUCCACCGGAGCAACGUGCCAGUAUUCUGGCGUUAAAGGAGCAAAUAGCAAAAAGCACACAACGUUAAAUGGGAUUAAUUUUAAAAUUUUCUUUUAGAUUUUAUGCGUUAAAAAUACGUUUUUAAUAAUUUUUUUUUGU
Molecule: messenger RNA, 1416 nt
Organism: Teleopsis dalmanni
Lineage: Eukaryota; Metazoa; Arthropoda; Insecta; Diptera; Diopsidae
Product: cleavage stimulation factor subunit 2 tau variant-like
Exons: 4
Coding region: 107-1345 (412 amino acids)
Biological process (GO): mRNA 3'-end processing
Cellular component (GO): mRNA cleavage and polyadenylation specificity factor complex
Molecular function (GO): mRNA binding
Source: RefSeq, a predicted model, not a curated record